This is a messenger RNA of Heterobasidion irregulare TC 32-1, 612 nucleotides long. RefSeq lists its product as uncharacterized. Bases 1 to 612 code for a protein of 203 amino acids. The record is from RefSeq and is a predicted model, not a curated record. Lineage: Eukaryota; Fungi; Basidiomycota; Agaricomycetes; Russulales; Bondarzewiaceae. The transcript has 5 exons.
AUGAGCAGAAAAUCAAAAACCAAAACUAAAAACUCCUCUCCUCCGAGCUCAAAGUUCGAAGUUCCUGAAGAGGAGCAAUGGCGACUAAUCCGGGAAAGCGGUAUAUUGAAGAGGGCCUCUGGAACUCCAUCUUUUGUAGAAACGAAAUCAGAUCAGAUUAUUCAUGCUGAGGCGAUUGAGGAUGACGAUGAAGAAUGGCCUUUGGCUGAAGAAAUCUUUGCGGCAACGACGAUAGCCAUUCCCAUGUCCUUUUUGUUAUUGCUCAUGUACAUUUUGAUACACUUCCAAUAUGGCCAACAACCACGUUAUAGUGUCAUAUUAGAAAGGAUGUUGAGUGGUGUACCUAUUCUCUCAGUCUUCAUCUUUUACACUAAUCGCCACAAGCGGGAUCAGCGCGCACAGUUCUUACUCUUCAUCAUUUCUGUAGUGGCUGGCGCGCGCAUGAUUCAUCAAGUCAACUACGGCUCAUGGCUGAACAACAUGCAACAGUGCCCCCCUUUGGGCACUCUGUGGGUUUACACAAUAGUACAACUUGAUCUUGGUCCUGCGGUGACGAGUUUGUUGGUUGUUGGAACAUGGACUUGGUGGACAGGCAUGAAUUUAGUAUUCUAG